Molecule: messenger RNA, 2940 nt
Organism: Equus caballus (horse)
Lineage: Eukaryota; Metazoa; Chordata; Mammalia; Perissodactyla; Equidae
Source: RefSeq, a predicted model, not a curated record
CGCUUCCCAGCCCGCUGGCGCGGAAACUUUGGGGAGAGGGUUCUCGCCCCCAUCAUCGCUUGCUUUGCUCAGCUUGUCCUCUCUUCUCUCCUAGCCAACUGGCUCGGGACAGCCGGUACUAUUCGGGAUUUGGAAGAGAAGGAGAGGUGCCUUUAGAAGGGAAGGAGGGGUCUGUUAUCUUGCAGGACUAACAGCCAGGGCUCCCGUGUCAGACAGCCCUGGGUUCCGGUCCCCGCGUCCCUGCUGGUCAGCUGUGGGGCAUUGGCCCGCUCUCUGCCUAUCUGUUAAAUGGGAAUACAGUGAUCCCAGGCUGACGGGUGCUGCGAAGAUAGAAGGAGGUGACUAAGGUGCCUAGCAGUGCCUCCGUCAAGGCCUACGACGUGGGAGCUGCUGUCAUCAUUGUUGGGGUACCUUGUGCAGGUUCUUGAAGAUCCCUUGAGAAAGUGAAAAAAGGCAGGACUCUCAGGCUGCAGGCGACCUGGCCACCUUUCACCCUUGUAUUCAAAUUUGCCCUAACCCUUGUUGACUUACAGGCUAUUUCCUCCUUCAGGGUAGACAGCCCGACCUUCGUCCUCCAUAGGCAGCCACCGCCUAGGUUCCUAAUCCACCUCUUCCUCCUGUUAGCUGUGUGGUUUGGGGCAGGUUACUUAACCUCUCUGAAGAAACCGAAGUUUCUUCUGGAACACAGAGUAAAGGCUCCGGCCUCCUAGCAGUGCUGUAUCAGAUGACAGUGGAGUCCUUGAAUGCCCUGCCGAACCCCACCUUCUCCAGGUGCUAGAGAUGGCAGAUGAUCAAGACUGUGUUGUGGAGCAGGGAGCUGGGGAUUCGACAAGCACAGAUGCAGUUGAUGCUAAGCCAGACCGGUCCUCCUUUGUCCCAUCACUCUUCAGUAAGAAGAAGAAAAAUGGCCCAGAGAGAUCCAUCACGACCAACCGCAACCGAGAGCCUACAUAUCAGUAUAACAUGAACUUUGAGAAGGUGGGCAAAUGCGUCAUAAUAAACAACAAGAACUUCGACAGAGGUACAGGAAUGGGCGUCCGAAACGGAACAGACAAAGAUGCUGAGGCCCUUUUCAAGUGCUUCCGAAACCUGGGUUUCGACGUGGUCGUCUAUAAUGACUGCUCUUGUGCCAAGAUGAAAAGUCUGCUGAAACAAGCUUCUGAAGAGGACCACCGAAAUUCAGCCUGCUUCGCCUGCAUCUUAUUAAGCCACGGAGAAGAAAAUUUAAUUUAUGGAACAGAUGGCAUGACACCAAUAAAGGACUUGACAGGCCAUUUUAGGGGAGAUAGAUGUAAAACCCUUUUAGAGAAACCCAAACUCUUCUUCAUUCAGGCUUGCCGAGGGACAGAGCUUGAUGACGGGAUCCAGGCCGACUCGGGGCCUAUCAAUGACGACACAGAUGCUAAUCCUCGAUAUAAGGUCCCAGUUGAAGCCGACUUUCUCUUCGCCUAUUCCACAGUUCCAGGCUAUUACUCAUGGAGGAACCCAGGGAGUGGCUCCUGGUUUGUUCAGGCGCUCUGCUCCAUCCUGAACGAGCACGGGAAAAGUCUGGAGAUCAUACAGAUCCUCACCAGGGUGAACCACAGGGUGGCCAGACACUUUGAGUCUCACUCGGAUGACCCACGCUUCCACCAGAAGAAGCAGAUCCCCUGUGUCGUCUCCAUGCUCACCAAGGAACUCUACUUCUGAGAAGAACCAUGCCAGGGGUGCACUCUAGCUGAGAAGCGACAGAUCACUUGUUAAUGAAUCAAUUUUUUUUUGACACUCACUCUUGAAAUAUCCAGAAAUUCUAAAGGAUUUUAAUUUCAGGAAAGUUUAUUGAUUCAACAGGAAAGAAACUUUCUGGUGCUGUCUUAUGUUCUCUGAAUUUUCAGAGGCUUUUUUUUUUUUUUUUUUUUACAAUUCAUUUGUUGACUUUGGUUAUUCAUUUGGUGACUUUGUAAUUUCCUCUUAAGGUUAAUUUUCUGUUCCUAUUUCUUUCUCCUUGUUGUACACAGUACAUACAACAGAAAAUGAUUUUUCAUUGGCGUAGGGCGGAUUCUCAUGCAAAAAUUCCCAGCUAAGUUAGAGGGGAAAAGAAUUUAAUGAUUCUAAUAUGUUUCAGUCAGGAUCCAGUCAGGAAAAUGGAAACCAUCCUAGGUGUUUCAGUAGAGGGAAUUUAAUAGAGGAAAUUGAUGUACUUAGAUGAUAAAGGAAAAGCCAAACAAAAGGAAGUGGUUACCACCUAGGGCUCUGAAUGGAUGUAGUUCCGUGAGUCCAGAAGCUGGAGUUGUCCACAAGAGCUGGAACCAGGGUGGGGGCUACCUGGUGGGAGCUAGGACCACCAAAGAGUUGUAGCAAAUGGAGCCAUGGCAGGCACAAAUCCCCUGCCUGAGAUGAGGCAAUGCCGGUGAGUCAGACGUGGAGAAGGACCCUCCUCUUCACCUCUCCUCCUGCCCUCGAGUCUUCCUCCAGCACCAAACCGUUCCAGCCCUACCAGGAAGCCAGUGGCAAGGGCCCUGGGAAAUGUGAUUUCCUGCAAUACAGAGGAGAGCAAGGGAUAACGACACAGGGGAAGAAUAAGAAACGGAUAUAAGCCUAGCCCUUAAUGUGAAUAUAAGUGAUCAUAUUCCCUGAUGUUCAGCAAUGCCUCCAUUCAAUCAUUUAUUCCUCGAGUUGUCAGAUAAUCUGUGUAUUGCCACUCUGUGCAAAAUAAUCUGUUGUAGCUUUCAAAUAUACCUGGAACUUUUUAGAUUAUUCCAAGCCUUUUUCUGAGUAAAUUUUUUGUUGCCUCUAAUUCUCUAAGUGGGGUAAAAUUCAUGGUAAAGAUUUUUGCACUUUGUUUUCAAGGUGAUGUUGUUUUUUGAAUUCUUGAUAAAUUACUGUUUUAUUCUGCCUAAUAACUGGUUAACAAACAAAUGUUUAUAUUUAUUGAUUAAAACGUGGUGGCUUAAUUCCUAA